Eubalaena glacialis (North Atlantic right whale) is the source of this 4962-nucleotide messenger RNA. RefSeq names its product obscurin-like. The coding region runs from base 1 to 4962 and encodes 1653 amino acids. Lineage: Eukaryota; Metazoa; Chordata; Mammalia; Artiodactyla; Balaenidae. Gene Ontology annotation, biological process: protein phosphorylation. The record is from RefSeq and is a predicted model, not a curated record. Gene Ontology annotation, molecular function: protein kinase activity; ATP binding; protein binding. The transcript is spliced from 27 exons.
AUGCGUGGACCUGCCUCUCCUACAGAUGCUGCCAUCCCACCCCCAGGUGCCCUGGGGCAAGUCGACCAGGAGAGCACAUCCAUCCAGAGGACAGUGAUGUGCCCUGAGGCUCCGGGACCCACCACAGGGGAACAUACCAGCCCCGGCCCCAGACCUGGGGGGCCACCUGAACCCCAGGAGGCCGGCCAGAAUCCCCCAGGAGUGGAGGCUGGGGAUGCAUCCAGUGAGGCCUGGCAGCAGGCUGAAGGCGAGCCCCGGAAGGUGCCGCAACCUCUCUCCCACGAGGGCCUGGAGCAGAACUCUCGGGCACACGCUGAGGUCCAGGAACGCAUGGUGCCCAUCCGGAUGGAGGGCGCUGCCUGCCCCAGGGCAGGUGCAACAGAGCUCUGGGACAUCCACAGCCACGUGUUCACAGAGACCAAGCACAGGACAUAUGUGUACCAGGCCAGCGACAUGUGUGCCACAAGGCCCCCAUCCAUGCAGGUCACCAUUGAGGAUGUGCAGGCCCAGAGGGGCGGCGUGGCGCAAUUCCAGGCUGUUAUUGAGGGCAACCCGCAGCCCACAGUGACCUGGUAUAAGGACGGUGCCCAGUUGGUGGAUGGCCCCCGGCUCAGCCAGCAGCAGGAAGAGACCACAUACUCCCUGGUACUAAGGGAUGUGGCCCAGCAUGACGCUGGUGUCUACACAUGCCUGGCCCACAAUGCUGGUGGCCAGGUGUUAUGCAAGGCAGAGCUGCUGGUCCAUGGGGCUUCCCCCUCCCUGGCUACAGGCGACAGUGAGCAAAGCUCUAGGAGGAAACUGCACUCCUUCUACCAGGUCAAGGAGGAAAUUGGAAGGGGUGUGUUCGGCUUCGUGAAGAGGGUGCAGCACAAGGGCAACCAGAUGUCCUGCGCCGCCAAGUUCAUUCCCCUGAGGAGCAGGACACGUGUCCAGGCUUAUCGGGAGCGGGACAUGCUAGCAGGGCUGAGCCACCCGCUGGUCACUGCACUGCUGGACCAGUUUGAGACCCGAAAGACCCUGAUCCUCAUCCUGGAGCUGUGCUCGUCGGAGGAACUGCUGGACCGCCUGUUCAAGAAGAGUGUGGUGACAGAGGCCGAGGUCAAGGUCUACAUCCAGCAGCUGGUGGAGGGGCUGCACUACCUGCACGGCCAAGGCAUCAUCCACCUGGACAUAAAGCCCCCCAACAUCCUGAUGGUGCAUCCUGCUCGGGAAGACAUUAAAAUCUGCGAUUUUGGCUUUGCCCAAAAAAUCACCCCGGCAGAGCCGCAGUACAGCAAGUACGGCUCCCCUGAGUUUGUGGCCCCUGAGAUCAUCAAGCAGACCCCUGUGAGCGAGGCCUCUGACAUCUGGGCCAUGGGGGUCAUCUCCUACCUCAGCCUGACCUGCUCGUCCCCAUUUGCUGGCGAGAGUGACCGAGCAACCCUUCUGAAUGUCCUGGAAGGGCGGGUGUCCUGGAGUAGCCCCAUGGCCACCCACCUCAGUGAGGAUGCCCAGGACUUUAUCAAGGCUGCUCUGCAGAAGGCCAUGGAGGCCCGGCCCAGUGCCGCCAAGUGCCUUGCCCACCCUUGGUUCCUGAAGUCUGUGCCUGCGGAGGAGGCCCACUUCAUCAACACCAAGCAGCUGAAGUUCCUCCUGGCCCGCAGCCGCUGGCAGCGCUCCCUGAUGAGCUACAAGUCCAUCCUGGUGAUGCGUUCCAUCCCGGAGCUGCUCCAGGGCCCGCCCGACAGCCCAUCCCUCGGGGUGGCCCGGCACCUGCGUGGUGAUGCCAGUGCCUCCUCCAGCAGCUCUUCCUCCUCCGACAACGAGCUGGCACCGUUUGCCCGGGCCAAGUCGCUGCCCCCCUCCCCAGUGACCCACUCCCCGCUGCUGCACCCCCGGGGCUUCCUGCGGCCUUCCGCCAGCCUGCCUGAGGAGGCCGAGGCCUGCCCACCCGCCGCAGCCUCGCCUCUGCCUGCGUCGCCCCAGGGUGCACAGCCACCAGCUGCCCUGGGCUGUGUGCCCCGGCAGAGUGUCAUCCGAAGCCUGUUCUACCAGCAGGUGGGCGAGGGCCCAGAGCUGGGGGGCCUGUCCGCAGGCAGCAGACGGCACCCCGCCCGGCGGCGGCACCUUCUCAAGGGUGGCUACUUCUCGGGCGUCCUGCCCGGCCUUCGAGAGCCACUGCUGGAGCACUGUGCGCUGGAGGAGGAGGCUGCCAGGGAGGAGCAGGCUGCCCCUUUCUUUCAACCCCAGAGGAGUCCUGCCCCCCAGGACUGUGGCACCCCUGCUGCUUUGGCACCACAACCUCCUGGCUCCUUCCCGCCAGGGCACUGCACAGAGCCCCUCUUGACAUCCCCGAGCCCUUUCUUCUCAGGAAAGCCACAGGCCUCCCUCUCCCCAGCCCAAGCAAGCCCCCAGCCAGACUCUGAGAGAGGGCUGAAGGACAUCCCUCUUGCCGGGAGGCCUGAUCCACCCAAACCCCCAGAGCCAGCCUCCCAUAUGGGCAUGGAGCCCAGCCCCUCCUUGGACACUGAAGGCCUGUCCCAGGAGACAGAGGGCCUGUCCCAGUCUUCGCCCAGCCCACAGCGGCCUCAGGAGCUGGCAACCACACGGAAGUUCUCCCUGGGAUGCCAUGGGGGCUACGCGGGGGUGGUGGGCUACGGCACCUUUGCCUUUGGUGGGGAUGCCGGUGGCAUGCUGGGUCAGGGCCCCCUGUGGGCCAGAAUGUCCUGGGCCGCCUCUCAGUCCUCGGAGGAGGAGGAGGAGGAGGAGGAGGCAGGGGCCGAGAGCCCACCACCCCAGGCCAGCACAGUACCUCUACCUGAGGGUGGCAGGGCCCUCCCGAAGGCCUCCCAGGAGGUGAGCUCAUGGGAAGACUUAAGUGGGGGCUCUCAGGUGUCGCUCGUACAGAUCCGGGACCUGUCCAGGGACCUGGAAGCGGCUGACACUGUGUCUCUGGACAUCUCGGAGGUGGAUCCUGCCUACCUCAAUUUGUCUGACCUGUACGACAUCAAAUACCUCCCAUUUGAGUUCAUGACCUUCAAGAAGGUCCCCAAGCCUGUGGAGCCAGAGCUGCCACCCUCCCCUGAGUCUGAGGCUGGGGAGGAGCUGGCUGAGCUCCCAGAGGCCACAUGGCCCUGGCCGGGUAUUCUGGGCCCGCCAGCAAGCCUGGAGAUCACAGAGGAGCCAGAGGACAUGGAGGCCCUGCUCGGGGAGGCUGCUGGUGGCAGCAAGCGCAAGUGGUCACCCCCUUCCAGCAGUCUCUUCCACUUCCCCGGGAGGCAAUCACUGCUGGAGGAGCCCACAGAGCUGGGGCUACGCCGGAGAGUGAGGGCCUCGGUGGCCCAUAUCUCCCACCUCCUGAGGGGCAGGCCUGCAGGUCUGGAGAAGGAAGGCCCCCCCAGGAAGAAGGCAGGCCUAGCUUCCUUCCGCCUAUCAGGCCUGAAGAGCAGGGACCAAGCACCAUCGUUCCUAAGGGAGCUCUCGGAUGAGAUGGUGGUCCUGGGCCAAUCUGUGACUCUGGCCUGCCAGGUGUCGGCCCAGCCAGUUGCACAGGCCACCUGGAGUAAAGAUGGGGCUCUUCUUGAGAGCAGCAGCCGCCUCCUCAUCUCCUCCACGCUCAAGAACUUCCAGCUUCUGACCAUCCUGGUGGUGACUGCCGAGGACCUGGGCGUGUACACGUGCGGUGUGCGCAAUGCGCUGGGGACGGCGGCCACCACAGCCAUUCUCCGGAAGGCAGAGCGCCCCUCUUCCUCCCCACGCCCCGACAUCGGGGAGGUGUAUGUGGACGGGGUGCUGCUGGUCUGGAAGCCUGUGGAGUCGUAUGGCCCUGUGACCUAUAUCGUGCAGUGCAGCCUGGAAGGCGGCAGCUGGAGCACGCUGGCCUCGGACAUCUUUGACUGCUGCUACCUCACUGGCAAGCUUUCUCGGGGCGGGGUGUACACCUUCCGGACGGCCUGUGUCAGCAAGGCGGGCAUGGGCCCCUACAGCAGCCCCUCGGAGCAGGUCCUCCUGGGAGGGCCCAGCCACCUGGCCUCUGAAGAGGAGAGCGGUGCCUCCGGGCCAGCCCAGCCCCUCCCCAGCAUGCAGACCUUUGCCUUCCAGACACAGAUCCGAAGGGGCCGCUUCAGCGUGGUGCGGCAGUGCCGGGAGAAGGCCAGUGGACGCAUGCUGGCUGCCAAAAUCGUGCCCUGCCACCCUGAGGACAGGACUGCCGUGCUGCGGGAAUACGAGACCCUCAAGGGCUUGCGCCACCCCCACCUGGCACAGCUGCAGGCUGCCUACCUCAGCCCCCGACACCUGGUCCUCAUCUUGGAGCUGUGCUCUGGGCCUGAGCUGCUCCCUUGUCUGGCCGAGAGGUCCUCCUACUUGGAAUCAGAGGUGAAGGAUUAUCUGUGGCAGAUGCUAAGUGCUGCCCAGUACCUGCACGCCCAGGGUAUCCUGCAUCUAGACCUCAGGUCCGAGAACAUGAUUGUCACAGGGUACAACCUGCUCAAGGUCAUCGACUUUGGAAACGCCCAGAGCUCCGCCCAGGAGAGGGUCCUGCCCUCGGAGAGUUUCAAGGACUACGUGGAGACCAUGGCUCCGGAGCUCCUAGAGGGCCAGGCUGCCGUCGCGCAGACCGACAUCUGGGCCAUAGGUGUCACGGCCUUCAUUAUGUUGAGCGCUGAGUACCCGGUGAGCAGCGAGGGAACGCGAGACCUGCAGAAAUGCCUGCGCAAGGGGCUCAUCCAGCUGAGCCGCUGCUACGCGGGGCUGUCCGGGGGCGCUGUGGCCUUCCUCCGAAGCACGCUGUGCGCGCACCCCUGGGGCCGCCCAAGCGCGUCCAGAUGCCUGCAGUGCCCGUGGCUGACCGAGGAGGGCCCCGCCAGCUCCCAGCCUGCGGCCGUGACCUUCCCCACCGCAAGUCUGCGCGCCUUCGUGAGAGAGCGCGAGAAGAGGCGGGCGCUGCUGUACAAAAAACACAACCUGGCCCAGGUGCGCUGA